UUGAUCCAGCCCAUGAAAGGGAGAGAUUGCACACAGAAAAAAGAAAAACAAUCACAGUCCUAACCUAUAAAAGCUGUAACCGUGUGUUCUUCCGAAGCAUGUAAGCGGUGUGGUGACUCUCGGGUUUUACAACGCAGCUUUUCAUCGUUCAGUCUAAGGCACACGCACACCAUCAAGUCAUCUUCUGGUCUGCUGAUAUCUAUGGCAUAUUACAGAGAUGAUCGAUUUGCAACAUUUGAACAGUUUUAUCGUUGUUACCCUGUCUCCUUCAUUGAGAAGCCAGAUCUGGAAAAGGGUGAUAAAAUUAUCAUGCCUCCCUCAGCCCUUGAUCGCCUUGCGUCUUUGCACAUAGAGUACCCCAUGUUAUUUCAAAUUAAAAAUCCUUCUGCUGAAAGAGUUACUCACUGUGGGGUGCUAGAAUUCGUAUCUGAUGAAGGGAUCAUAUAUAUCCCAUACUGGAUGAUGGAAAAUAUGCUCCUCCAAGAGGGAGACAUUGUAAAAGUGAAAAACACCAACCUUGCAAAAGGAACGUAUGUGAAGCUGCAGCCUCACACAAAGGAUUUUUUGGAUAUCUCCAAUCCAAAAGCCAUCUUAGAGACUACACUUAGGAGCUACUCAUGUUUAACAACUGGUGACACAAUAAUGGUUCCUUAUAACAACAAGAAGUAUUACAUUGACAUAGUUGAAACUAAACCCUCUCCUGCAGUCAGUAUAAUUGAAACAGACUGUGAAGUUGAUUUUGCUCCACCUCUUGAUUAUAAAGAACCUGAGAAACAAGCAAAACCUGUUGUAUUUGACAGGAAACGACCAAAAGUUGAAGAUGAGCCGCCAACAAAGAUUGCCCGGUUGACUCCAUUCACUGGUUCUGGAAGACGUUUGGAUGGUAAACCCUCAGCACCAUCAGUUGAACAAACAUCCUCUCCAGAGUUGAAACAGAGACAAACUGACAAAGAAAUCAAGGGUUCUGAUUCUAAGUCAUCAAAUACCGUGUCUCGUAGACAUUCAGGAAAGCUUGUGUUUGGGUCAAAUGCAACUACAUCUGACAUUCAAACAACACCUAAGGUUUCUCAAGAAAACACCAGUCAAGAGAAAUCUCAGAAGGAAGAAGAGCCAAAAUUCAAAGCCUUCACGGGAAAGAAGUAUUCAUUAAAAAGUUGAUCCUUGAUGGGCUAUUUUUGUGUUGUUUUUUCUUUUGAUUUACGGAAUAUUAGUUGAGACAACAUUGGUUGGAUCUUAAUCCAUAUUCCACUCUUGCAUAUUCAUGUUUUUUUUAUGUCAUAUAUAUUCGUUAGAUUUACCUCGGGAAACAAAAAUUUAUCACUUUUGACAGUCCAAGGAAUACCUUAGUCCAAGAUUACAACUACAAGAUCAUAUAGAAUUUUCAAGAGGAUGAUUGGAGUCUUGUUUGAUUUAUUUUCCAUGUUUCAGUGUCAUCUUUGCAGCUACAUUAACCAGUUUCCUGCCACUGGCAGUUGGUGUGGACUUAAAAUCAGGCCGUAUUUGUAAUUCUCUACAAGUCAUUUAUUUUUUUGAUGUAAUUGGAAAUCAUUCCUUAAAUCUUUUGUACGA
Molecule: messenger RNA, 1569 nt
Organism: Glycine soja
Lineage: Eukaryota; Viridiplantae; Streptophyta; Magnoliopsida; Fabales; Fabaceae
Product: ubiquitin fusion degradation protein 1 homolog
Exons: 10
Coding region: 202-1158 (318 amino acids)
Cellular component (GO): VCP-NPL4-UFD1 AAA ATPase complex
Molecular function (GO): polyubiquitin modification-dependent protein binding
Source: RefSeq, a predicted model, not a curated record